Doryrhamphus excisus (bluestripe pipefish) is the source of this 1286-nucleotide messenger RNA. RefSeq names its product ELL associated factor 1 (gene eaf1). NCBI's taxonomy places the organism in Eukaryota, Metazoa, Chordata, Actinopteri, Syngnathiformes, Syngnathidae. Gene Ontology annotation, molecular function: transcription elongation factor activity. Gene Ontology annotation, biological process: transcription elongation by RNA polymerase II. The record is from RefSeq and is a predicted model, not a curated record. Gene Ontology annotation, cellular component: super elongation complex.
ACAUAUUUCUGCGUGAAAUACAAUGUGUGUGAAUAGGUAUAGGUAUAUGUAUGUGUAAUUAUUUUAAUUGUUUAAUUAAAGACAUCAAAGUGUGUGACGGACAGAGCAAAGGCGGAAGAGGCGCGGCUUAGUGACGAACGGGAUGUUUUGCUAACAGAUAGCUAGCAGGCUAGCUUUUUAAUCCCUGGCUUGUUUAUCAAAACAAUCUCGCCGAUUUAAUGAGAUAUUGUUUGUUUCAAUGCAGUCUAUGAUGUCAGCGUGAAUGUUCUCUGAUAAACAGAAACAAGAAGACAUGAAUGGAAGUACCAACCCGUUGCUGGACAAAGAGGAGCAUGUUUUGAAGCUGGGAGAAAGCUUCGAGAAGAGGCCCAAAUCCUCCUUCCACACUAUUAGAUAUGAUUUCAAGCCAGCUUCCAUCGACACAAGCUGUGAAGGAGAGCUACAUGUUGGCAAAGGAGAUGAAGUCACCAUCACACUGCCACACAUUCCGGGUUCCACGCCUCCAAUGACAGUGUUCAAAGGGAACAAGCGACAGUACCAGAAGGACUGUGUGCUCAUCAUUAACCAUGACACUGGAGGGUUUGUCUUGGAGAAGCUGAGCAGCAGCAUCCAGGUGAAGAAAACCAGAGCAGAGGGAAGCAGCAAGAUUCAGGCUCGCAUCGAGCAGCAGGCGGUCCGCACCAACCAGCCUGGCCCUCAGUUUCGGGCCCCCACGAAGCCUGGCGUCGCCGUGAAGACGUCACCGUCUCCCUCCAAGGACAACCCCUCCCCUGAGCCGCAGCUUGAUGACAUCAAGAGAGAGCUACGAGCGGAAGUCGAUGUCAUCGAGCAGAUGAGCAGCAGCAGUGGCAGCAGCUCGUCCGACUCGGCCAAUGGCGACGACAGCAGUGACGGCGAGCAUGACGGUCCCACCUCGCCCAACUGCCACGCCCUCACCAAUGGAGGCGGCGGCCUAGAGCGGCAGCCGCCUGGCAACAACCAGCUCAUGAACACGCUCAGAAGUGACCUUCAGCUCAGCGAGUCGGGCAGCGACAGUGAUGACGACUGAGAUGUACCAUCCCUUCUGUGGCUCCGCCCCCUACCGUACAUCCCCCCCGCUGAGGUCGCUUUGACGUUUCGUGUUAGUGGAUGCAGCCAGAGUGUAUUUUUAUGAUAAACAUUUUAUUUUGUAUAAAGAAGUUUCGAGUGGAGAAGCUGGAAGAUUGUAUAUAUUUAGAGGGAAGUGUUUUAUUUUCUCUACUUUUCUCUGAAGAGAUGACCCCUGACCCCUCCUCCUUCUUGUCUCC